This is a messenger RNA of Colletotrichum fioriniae, 927 nucleotides long. Lineage: Eukaryota; Fungi; Ascomycota; Sordariomycetes; Glomerellales; Glomerellaceae. The record is from RefSeq and is a predicted model, not a curated record.
AUGGAGGCCUCCGGUGUUGGCAGCAAGAGAGCGGCGACCAAAUGCGACCGCGAAACGCCAUGCUCAAGCUGCGUGGCCUCGAAACUGAUAUGCCGCCUGACGCAUCGCUCAUCCGAGAGACGACAGCGCGUCCUCAUCUCGCCCCGCUAUGAUGAGGCCAUAGAAAGUGUUGACCGCUCGCUGAAGGAAGUCUCCCAGGCGGUGCAGCAGCUGCUCGAAAUCAACCAGCAGAGGUCGCACCCAUCACCACUCGUCUCCUCUCCAUCCUUCAUCGGCAAUUCCUCUUCAAAUAUUCCAGGCUUAUCUGAGGGAUACAGAGGCGAUUCAUCGUUCAAGGCGCAUGUUCAUCGGGUCACCGAUGCACUCAAGGAUGCAGCUGCAGAUCUAGAGUCGACCUUGGGCGACGAUUCGGCGCUCUCUGCGACCGUGCAAAUGAUCGAGCAGGCUACAGCCAGUGAAGAGAGUAGCCCCGCCCAGACUGUCAGCUCGCCAUUGUCCGUGCAAGCCCAGCAUCCCGAGUUGGAGGGUAGAAGCCUUCCGUCAACUGAGCGCGUUCUCAAGCUGGUUCGACUGUGUCAGACUGAAAAGCAGCGAUUUUUCAUAGAUGUCCCCGUGAUUGACGAACAAGAAUUUGGUGAAUUUUGCCAAAAGGUUUGUUUUGCCAUUGCCGACUUUUCCAUCGUGGACUGGAUCAUAGUCAACGCCGGUCUGUUCUUCUUGUUCCAAGGACUCAAAGGCCAUCAUUAUGCUCUUGUCGAUAUCACCGAGUCAGAUGUCGAGGCAUACUCGCAACUCCUCAAGGCCAACCUUGAAGCUGCGAUACAGUCUCUGAAACUCUGCAGCGACCCUUCUAUACAAGCAUGCCAAGCUCUGGCGGUCCUGGUAAGUCUCGAGCGAUUGCCGCUAAAGCUCAAAUCCCAGCACUAA